Messenger RNA from Fonsecaea erecta, 564 nucleotides. RefSeq lists its product as hypothetical. The coding region runs from base 1 to 564 and encodes 187 amino acids. The record is from RefSeq and is a predicted model, not a curated record. The transcript has a single exon. NCBI's taxonomy places the organism in Eukaryota, Fungi, Ascomycota, Eurotiomycetes, Chaetothyriales, Herpotrichiellaceae.
AUGGUGAUGUUCUCAGCGAAGCUCUCGGACCAGUCCGCACCGGCGUCGAUAGUCGUGACCGCGUCCACGUUCCUGAGCAUACGCAGGAGCGUAGUGCUGAACAUGUGCAUCAUCCUGCAGUCGAAGCACAUCCUCCUCAAGUUCAUAAGCCUGAUCAUGUGCGUGAUCGCGUUUACCACUACGGUCGUGCACUCGGGCUCCUACCUGAACAACGUCCUGAUCCUGCCGUUCUUCACGUCCACGACGGCGUUCCUGAUCCUCAUCACCGCCUUGCCCGGGUCCGAGGCCAGGGUAGUCUCCAUGAUCAUCCUCCUCUCCCUUAUCGCGUUGCUGAUACUGAUUAUCGCCGUGGAGUUGGAUACGGACAUCACGACGGAGAUCAAUAUGUCCUCGGUGCCCAUUAUCCGCAGGACCUCGUUCAGCUCCACGGACGUGCCCGUCGUGACCAUCACGUUGCUCCGGAUCUCGCUGGCUAUGAGCCUAGUCGUGAGGACGGACCAGUCGACGUUCAUAUAUAUGUUAACGUGCGUAUUCGCCGUUAGGACCGUGGUGGCGACCUGGUAG